UGCUCUCUCACAGCUAGCUAAGCAGAGAGGGUUAGAUGUGUGUGUUUGUGCGGUCAUCUUUCUGCUUGUAGCUCUCCUGAGACCGUCGCAAAACCCACCUUUUUCCCUUCUACAGCCGUCUCAUUUCCUCUUUGGUAGCCACACAACAAUACCAAACUGAAGUUGCUUUGGUGAAGCACCGUUUUCCCCAUCCCCUCCUAUUAUUCUUAUUCUUUUGAGUAUUCUUCAUUGUCAAGCCGCCAAAGUGGAGAGUGUGAUUGCAGAAGGGGGUGCUUCUCGUUUCAGCGAGUUCCUGGGGAAAACCCCAGGGCAAAGCGUUCAGAGAUGGGUUCCUUCACGAAGCACUAGACGAGAUGCCAACUCCAGCAACGAAAAAGAGCGACACGAUGCAAUCUUCAGGAAAGUGAGGGGCAUACUCAACAAACUCACGCCUGAGAAGUUUGACAAGCUAUGCCUUGAGCUCCUGAACGUGGGCGUAGAUUCAAAACUCGUCCUUAAAGGAAUCAUCUUGCUGAUUGUAGACAAAGCCCUAGAAGAGCCGAAGUAUAGCUCGCUCUAUGCUCAGCUAUGUCUGCGCUUGGCAGAGGACGCACCAAACUUUGAUGGCCCUUCAUCUGAGAUCCAAACAUCCCAAAAGCAGAGCACAACCUUCAGAAGACUGCUGAUUUCCAAGCUUCAAGAUGAAUUUGAAAACCGCACCAGAAAUGUUGAAAUCUAUGACAAACAUGACAACCCUCUUACUUCUGAGGAGGAGGAGCAGCGUGCCAUCGCCAAGAUCAAGAUGCUUGGCAACAUUAAAUUCAUCGGGGAACUUGGCAAACUCGACCUCAUCCAUGAAUCUAUCCUUCAUAAGUGCAUCAAAACACUUCUGGAAAAGAAGAAGAGAGUCCAGCUCAAGGAUAUGGGAGAGGAUCUGGAAUGCCUCUGUCAGAUAAUGAGAACAGUGGGGCCGAGACUCGACCAUGAGAAAGCAAAGUCUUUAAUGGAUCAGUACUUUGGCCGUAUGCGAUCCUUAAUGAACAACAAGGAGUUGCCCGCUCGGAUCCGCUUCCUACUGCAAGACACAGUGGAACUGCGAGAAAACAACUGGGUCCCCCGCAAGGCUUUCAUCGACAACGGACCAAAGACGAUUAACCAGAUCCGUCAGGACGCAGUGAAAGAUUUGGGUGUUUUCAUCCCAGCGCCCAUGUCUCAGGGGAUGAGGAUGGACUUCUUCCUGGAAAGCCCUUUCAUGCCCAACAGAAUGAAACUGGACAGGGAGACUCUCGGGGGAUUGGCCGACAUGUUUGGACAGAUGCCAGGCAGUGGAAUUGGAACUGGCCCAGGGGUUAUUCAGGACAGAUACUCGCCCACUAUGGGACGCCAUCGCACCAACCCGCUUUUCAACGGCCACGGCGGCCACAUCGCCCCCCCGCCACAGUCGCAGUUCGACAUGGGGCCCAAGUCUUUUGUCAAGUCCAACCAGGUUCAGAACCAACAUUUCCUCAACCAGAACCAGAACCACUUGGCCCAGCAGCAGGUCCAGUCCAAGGACAUGCCUCCACGAUUCAGCAAGAAAGGACAGCUCAACGCAGACGAGAUCAGCCUCCGGCCUGCUCAGUCAUUCCUCCUCAACAAGAACCAGGUGCCCAAGCUCCAGCCACAGAUCCCCAACAUGAUGCCUCCCAGCGCCCAGCCCCCCCGCACCCAAACCCCUCCUCUGGGACAGCCUCCACAGCUUGGCCUGAAGACCAACCCUCCUCCCAUUCAAGAGAAGCCUCAGAAGACGAACAAGAAGCCGCCGCCUGCCCGGGAGGAGCUGCUCAAGAUGACGGAGGUGAUCGUGACCGAGUACCUGAACACCAAGAACAUGCCGGAGGCCGUGAGCGGCGUGCGAGAGAUGAAGGCGCCGAAGCACUUCCUGCCAGAGAUGCUCAGUAAGAUCAUCGUGUGCUCCCUGGACCGUCCCGAUGAGGACAAGGAGCACGCCAGCACCCUGAUCCACACGCUGCGCACCGAGGGCCUCAUCACCGGGGAGAACUUCAUGCAGGCUUUCCUGAACGUCCUGGACCAGUGCCCCAAGAUCGAGGUGGACGUGCCCCUGGUGAAGUCCUACCUGGCCCAGUUCGCGGCGCGGGCCAUCAUAGCGGAGCUGCUGAGCGUGGCGGAGCUGGCCCACCCGCUGGAGAACGGCACCCACUUCCCCCUCUUCCUGCUGUGCCUGCAGCAGACGGCCAAGCUGAAGGACCGCGAGUGGCUCACCGACCUCUUCCAGCAGAGCAAGGUCAACAUGCAGAAGAUGCUCCCAGAAAUCGAUCAGAACAAGGACCGCAUGCUGGAGAUCCUGGAGGGGAAGGGCCUGAGCUUCCUGUUCCCGCUGCUGAAGCUGGAGAAGGAGCUGCUGAAGCAGAUAAAGGCAGACCCGUCUCCUCAGUCCAUCUACAAGUGGAUCAAAGACAACAUCUCGCCCAAGCUCCACACCGAUAAAGGCUUUGUCAACAUCCUCAUGACCAGUUUCCUGCAGUACAUCUCCCAGGAGCUGUGCGUGGCCGAGGGCGACGAGCAGCUGGCGGCGCCCUCCAAGGAGCAGCUGGAGCAGGAGAAGCUGCUGCUGCUGGCGUUCAAGCCCGUCAUGCAGAAGUUCCUGCACGAUCACACCGAGCUGCAGGUCAGCGCCCUCUACGCCCUGCAGGUGCACUGCAACGCCAGCAGCUUCCCCAAAGGCAUGCUGCUGCGCUACUUUGUCAACUUCUACGACAUGGAGAUCAUCGAAGAAGAAGCCUUCCUUGCAUGGAAAGAAGACAUCACCCAAGAAUUCCCUGGAAAAGGAAAAGCGUUGUUCCAGGUCAACCAGUGGCUCACCUGGCUGGAGACGGCGGAGGAGGAGGAGUCGGAGGACGAGGCGGACUGAGGAGGAGGAGGAUGGAGGGAGCAUCCCAUCAUCGUGGCGUCGAUCAGCUUGGUUUUCUCGUCUCCUCCCGUUUUGCGUUCCAUGCUGAAUUCCAGCUCGAGCAUGCGAAGCGGAGCCGCUCGCUUCGUUUUCCGCACAAACGGGAAUUCGUCAAGUCAGAAGUGGUUCCGCCACAUUUUGUUUAGUUUUUUUUUUUUUCUUCUUUUUUUUUUUCUGUGUUGCAUGUUUCCUGUUUGAUUUCCAGCCCUCAGCGCCCCCCGAUAGUUUAAAGAAAAAGAAGCUUUAAGAAAGGCGUAGAGUCCUUCCCUCUGUUCCCUCCAGCCAGAUGAAGUUAGCGGCACGUCGGCGAGCGCUGCCAGAACAACCAAAAGGAUGAGAGAUUUGGUGCGAGGGGUCCAAAAGCCGUCGCCAGGCCGAGCGAAGCGUCCGCUGACGAUAACAACAUAACUGCAUGCGUAGUCGCCCCGUACUAAAACCUUUUUUUUUUUUUUUUUUUUAAAUAAGUGCUCUUCGUAGCCCUUAAGGACGAGCAUGCUUUUUUUUUAACCACUUCCUCUUUUUUCUGUUACAUGUCGCUCUUCUUGUCUUUUAUUCACACGAGUGGUUGCAAGUACUCAUCGUCCAAAUGUUACAAUAUUUAAAAAAAAAAAAAAAGAAAAACCUAUUAAAAAAAAAAAUCCUUGUGUUCAUUGGUGUGCCGCCGUAACGUUUCAGAGUUGCCUGUGUUUCUACCUCUUAGUUAGAUCGGCUUUUUUUGUGCUGGGAAGAUGAAAUCCAAGAAGAAUCUGAAGUAUUUGAUUGAAGUCCUGGCCUGAUCGCACACUUAACCCAAGUGUUUUUUAUUUAAUUCUCCAAUAAAGCCUCAACACAGUUUACGAUGAUCCAUAUUUAAGAGACAGAAGAGCUGGUGUUUAGGAAUUGAGCCGUUCUUUGAAUAAAUUUCUGGAGGGAUGGCGUCGAUGUGGGCUGCGUUUAUUUGAAAUCAUUUUUUCCAUUUCAGGUGGAAACGAAUCCAUUUGGUUAAUUGUUCUUGACCCCCCGCCCCCCCCCCCCCCACUUUGCUCGCUGUAUUAAAAACAAGGUAACAGAUGAUCAAGUUUUAACCAAGAAUCUGGAUCUGACUGUAAGGUAUUCAUAAUUUUUGUGCACCUAUAUUGCUUUAAUGUCAAUAAAGUCCAGUACAUGAGCACCGUU
This is a messenger RNA of Salarias fasciatus (jewelled blenny), 4084 nucleotides long. RefSeq names its product eukaryotic translation initiation factor 4, gamma 2b (gene eif4g2b). Gene Ontology annotation, cellular component: eukaryotic translation initiation factor 4F complex. The transcript is spliced from 20 exons. The coding region runs from base 782 to 2890 and encodes 702 amino acids. Gene Ontology annotation, molecular function: mRNA binding; translation initiation factor activity; protein binding. NCBI's taxonomy places the organism in Eukaryota, Metazoa, Chordata, Actinopteri, Blenniiformes, Blenniidae. The record is from RefSeq and is a predicted model, not a curated record.